AUAUUCGUGGAUUAAUUUACUUCUAUCUGAUUCCUUUCAUGAACGUUUUCAUUGUUUUCUUUUUUUGUAAAUGAAUACCUUCAUAACGAAUAGAAUUAUAAAUAUAUCUUAAAAUAUAUAUUUCACAGGGACCUGCUGCUGACUGUGAGGCAGGUUGUUACUGUGAGUGAGUGGUUGGGGGGACCGGAGGGGUGUGUGUGUGUGAGUUGAGAGAGCACUACAGCUAUUGGCACGCGCGCACGUCGUGACAUACAUUGCAGAAUAACUUAUUCCAUUCCCUUCAAUGUUACAGUUUUCCUCUAAUGUAGACGUUGUCAGGAGAGCUGCUGGAGUAGAUGAACUGUUGGCCUCCCGAGUGGCGCAGCGGUCUAAGGCACAGCUUGCAAUAAUUAUUAUGAGGAAAACUGAAUUUAGCUUCCAACGUCGUUACAAGUUACUACGAUAAUCUUUAAUUGUCUCGGUAACAUUAUGGACAAGGGGUUUACAAUAUAAAUGGCAACUCCUCUUGCUGUGAAAAAAAGGAGCUUGUUUUCAGGCCUUUUGGGCACUUUUUGAGUUGUCAUUGGUCUGGAAAUUUUGCUUGACCUGGCAACCCUGCUCUCAGAGAGAAGGGGGAUAUCUGUCAGAAGUAAAACAUAGCAUUUUGUAUUUCAGAUCUGCUUCCCCAUUUCCUCAACACUGACAAUUUCCCUGUUUAAACAUCCUGGUUUCCAUUCAUCCGUGAUCAUUAUUCAUAACUUCAAUAUUGAACCAACAUGGCCAUGUUCUACUUCAGACAUACAUCCUCCCUCUUUCCUUGAAGUAAGCACAGAAUUACAAGAAUGGGGUAUAUGCAGGUAGAGGAGCACACCACCAACAUGUUACACCUGAAGAGGUCGCCUGGCAUCCGCUCCUGGUCGCUGCUCAUAGGUAGGAUCAUGAUGUGUGUGUUUAUAUUUACUGAGUUUAUUUCUUUGAAUGCAAUGUCAGAAAAUAAAUUGACCCAGCAUUUGGUCCCUUUUCUGAUUUCAGGUAUUGCGUCCAUUGGCCUGGCUGCUGCAUACUACAGCUCCGACAGUAUCCUGUGGAAGCUUUUCUACGUGACGGGCUGUCUGUUCGUGGCCAUGCAGAACAUGGAGGAGUGGGAGGAGGCAGUGUUUGAUAAAACCAAGAAAGUGAUAGAGCUGAAGACCUUCAGUCUGUAUGCCCUGAUUCUCACCAUGUGUAGGAGAGGCCAGGAGAAAGUGGUGAUGGUCAUGAGGCACCUGCGUGACGUAUGUGUUCAGGAGGAGAAGGUGCGCUACCCAGGGAAGGGCUACCUGCUGGUGCUGCGACUGGCCACAGUUUUCUCCUACUCCCUCACACAGACUGCCACCAUGGGGGGACACAGUGAUGUGGAGGCAGUGGCUUCGUUGCUCAAGCGUUUCCUGGGUCUGGAGGAGCUCCAGUGUCGCUGGAGGAAGAGGCAGUCAGGGAGGAAGAUGCACUGAACCCCAGCACUGACUCCAGAGAAGAGGGGGACUCAGUGCAGUAGAAGGAGAAGAGAUGAGGGGAAGCCACAGCAGACUUGAAAUGCACCCAAAUAUAUUUUACAGCAUUUUGUAGUAUCCCUGAUACUAUAAAUUGCCUUAAAUACGCUUCAAUUGUAGAGUUUUCCACAGAAUAUUUAAACAAAUUCAUAGUUUGUGUUGCCUGUUCUUCAAAAACAAUCAUUACUUUAUUAGACUCAACCCUAUAAUUACAGUGCCUUUCUAUUUAAAUGUAAUCAGUAUGUGUGAAAUACUCAUUCAAAACAUUCCCACAGUUUAGGGAACACAGUGUGUUUGAGACCUCCCAAGUGAUAAUCUUGGUCUAGUAGGAUUGUCUCUACUCACUGCAACCAUCCAUCCAUCUGAAUGCAUGUGACUGUAAACUAUAAUCAAGCAUGGAUUUCCAGGGAUCAGUUAAGAAUGUUUGCCUGUUUUUAUGUUAAAGUAAAUACUUGCAUGUCUUUCAGCAUUGAUGGGUCUCAUCACUAGGGUCAGACAGAAUCUGGGGAGGCAAAACCUCUAGAAUGAACUUAAUCUAACAGCUUCUACAUCUGCAUUGCCUGCUGUUUGGGGUUUUGGGCUGGGUUUCUGUAUAAAACUUUGACAUCUGCUGAUGUAAAAAAGGGUAUAAUAACUACAUUUGAUUGAUUUAUUAUUCAUAGGGUAAACUACAGAUUUCAUCUGGCCUUAUAUACACAAAACGAAAGACCAGUCUCAGGUAACAUCCCUGUCCAUAGACAAAUGUGUUAAUAACAAUAUGUAUGUUUGACAAAUAAACUGUAUUACAUUGUAUCUGGACUGUAUUUAACUAAGUUACUGCAUCUGUUGGCAAGAGGAAGGUGAGUGUAGAUGCCUUCUGUUGCUUGAAAGAAAGAAUGCAUGAGAUAUUUUGGGUCCAGUUAGUGUGUGUUGCUGGAUGACUUCAGGUACUGGUUUGCCUAGUCUUUUUUUUUUUUUUUUUUUUUUU
Molecule: messenger RNA, 2475 nt
Organism: Oncorhynchus tshawytscha (Chinook salmon)
Lineage: Eukaryota; Metazoa; Chordata; Actinopteri; Salmoniformes; Salmonidae
Product: cytochrome b-245 chaperone 1 homolog
Exons: 5
Coding region: 822-1469 (215 amino acids)
Source: RefSeq, a predicted model, not a curated record